Molecule: messenger RNA, 1536 nt
Organism: Seminavis robusta
Lineage: Eukaryota; Bacillariophyta; Bacillariophyceae; Naviculales; Naviculaceae
Source: the annotation of a GenBank genome assembly
AUGUUUCCCGAUAGCAUAGGCAGCAGAAACUUGGCUCCUCCUGAGUUUGUGGCAAGUUCCAGUAGUAGUAGGUUGGGCGGUGGUCGUAGCGGUCGUAGUAGUAGUAUUGGAGAGAACAGGAUCGAUGAUGAUGGUACCAGUAGUAAGAAUGUAGGUCUUUUGGAGCUGCAAAAGCAAGCGAUUCGAGCUCCUCGGUUGUUCUUAACCAAGCAGCAGAAGACAAAGAGGAAGGACCAUGCUGACAGCGACGCGCUGAUUAUGAAGAGUACGAAGAAGGACGAGCGUUGUUCGGGAGUCUACUUUGACAAUGUCCUCAUCGAGAGGGAAGACGAUUCGGAAGACGACGACGAAGAUCUACUAGUCAGUCUUCUGGAGGACGACGACGACGAUACUAGUAGUAGCAUGAACGGCAGCAGCAAGAGAAAGGACGCGUUGCCCGUGACUGACUUGGACUUUUUGAUUGCCAGUGUGGAGACGGCCGAGCCAACCAUGGACACGAAGAAGAAGCGAAUGCAUGUAGAAGACUCUUCCGCACAACAAGACACUGCUUCUACUGCUACUACUAGUAGUACGGGUAACCAAGAAGAAGCCGACGUCUUGUGCCAAGCCGUCAAUGACUGGAAGCCCUUUACCAACCAUGUGGCGACCAUUAUGCAACGAGAAAAGCUGCCCUUUGAGUACUUUGACAUUUGGGUGCCAGAAGAGACGCUGACCAGUCAAGAGCAAAAGCAAGACGAUGAUGACAAGACUGACAGUAGUGCUGUCCUCCGGCAUGUGGGCCACGGAACCAACGGCAAUACCGACAUGAUGUCCAUCAUGACGCUCUACAACAUGAAUCAGUUUGGGCGAUCCAGUGAACAGUACGCCUUUCUGCCGGGGAUUGGAUUGCCCGGACGCGUCUUUGAAACCACCGAACCCAUGUGGGACGACAGUCUUCAACGAGCGUCCUAUCAAGACUUUCCACGAACCGACUUGGCCAAGAAACACGGCGUCAAGAAGGGAUUGGGCAUUCCGCUCCACAAGAAUGGACAACAAGCCAUUCUAGCACUCUACACGACCAACGACAUUCCCAAAGAUAUCAAUCUAGUCCAGUUGGCAUACUACGAAUUCCAAAAGUACAAGAUUCAACUACCACUCAAGCAGGCAUCCAUUGUUGUACAACCCUAUAAAGCAUUGCCGGCACUAUGCAACGGGGAGGACAGUAAGAAGGAGGAAGCCGACAAGAAGGACUACUACACGGCCAUUCUUCCCGACGACCUCGACGUGGAAAUGGCGCGAUUCCUCGGAGAUCACUUGCCCGAAAACAAUCUCACGGGGCAAUCCCUUCAGUUUGUCCUUUUCAAGGCACCUUGUCGACGGGCGCUCUACGAAAAUGUCAAUGUACAACGUCUCAAGCAACAGUUCACAUUGCUCAAACAGCAACGCAUGUUGCGCAGUCCGGAGAUUGCCGCCGUCAUUGUACAAGAAUGGGAUCGAUUCUGUCCCAAUCAUCUACAACUGUCGCAGCAGCAGCAGCAACAAGAGCUGUGGUUGUAG